AUGUCUGAACCCGCGAGUAGUAGCAACAAACGCCAAAGGACAGACUCAGACGCUACCGGGCCAGAAAAGAAUGGUCCCAAUCUGAUCAAGCGGGACGACGAAUUCUGGUUCGAGGACGGCAACAUCGUUCUCGUUGCACGCGACAUCGAGUUUCGCGUUUACAAAGGCAUACUCGCCAAGCAUUCUCCCGUCUUUGGAGACAUGUUUUCUCUUCCUCCUGGGCCAUCAUCGGAAGGCACGACAGCGGCCGCCGAUAUCUGCCCCGUCGUCCAUCUUUCCGACUCUCCAGAGGACUUCAGGCACGUUCUCCGAGUUUACAUCUCCUUCGCAGCGGAUAAACCCUCUUUCGACGCGGUAUCGAGGGCCUUCGCAGUGGCUCGGAUGGCGCAUAAAUACCAGAUGCACGACAUGCUCGCGCUCGUCGUGAAGUAUCUAAGGCGGUCCUUCCCAGCCGACUUCCGCCAGUGGGACGCCAGUCCCUUCUCCUGCAUCCCUUCCUCCGACGAGGCCGUACUUGCCAUCGGCGCCGUCAACCUAGCGCGCCUCAUCGACGAGCCAUCGCUGCUCCCAACCACGCUCUUCGUCUGCUGCUCUCUCAAGGCCGCUGACUUGCUCAAAGGGUACACACGCGAAGACGGCUCAGCCGAGCACCUAGCACUAGAAGACAUCGCGGGCCUCCUCGACGCGCGUGGGCGCCUCACGGAGAAAACCCUCAUCCUGGCCGCUCGCAUUUUCGCGCUCAGGGUCUCGAAGAAGUGCGCCGCUCCAGACACGUGCCGGGAGGCGCUGGAGAUGAUGCUGGAGGGCGUGGGCCGGUACGCUGAGAUGUUCGCGGGGCCGAACGUGCUUACGUCCUGGCUGGAGGCGUACGGGAUGUUUGCCGAUCUGUGCUGCGAGCGCUGCCGGGUGAUGUUGCGGGAGCGCGAUGAGAAGGAGCGGCGGGCGGUGUGGGACGAGCUCCCUGAGAUCAUGGGGGUUCAGGUCGCCAACUGGGUUCAAGACGAGCCCUGA
Messenger RNA from Trametes versicolor FP-101664 SS1, 1011 nucleotides. RefSeq lists its product as uncharacterized. The transcript is spliced from 2 exons. NCBI's taxonomy places the organism in Eukaryota, Fungi, Basidiomycota, Agaricomycetes, Polyporales, Polyporaceae. The record is from RefSeq and is a predicted model, not a curated record. Bases 1 to 1011 code for a protein of 336 amino acids. Gene Ontology annotation, molecular function: protein binding.